Puntigrus tetrazona (Sumatra barb) is the source of this 6477-nucleotide messenger RNA. It is a transcript of the gene purg, whose product is annotated as purine-rich element binding protein G. Lineage: Eukaryota; Metazoa; Chordata; Actinopteri; Cypriniformes; Cyprinidae. Gene Ontology annotation, molecular function: purine-rich negative regulatory element binding; RNA polymerase II transcription regulatory region sequence-specific DNA binding; DNA-binding transcription factor activity, RNA polymerase II-specific. Bases 994 to 1953 code for a protein of 319 amino acids. Gene Ontology annotation, cellular component: nucleus. The transcript has a single exon. Gene Ontology annotation, biological process: regulation of transcription by RNA polymerase II. The record is from RefSeq and is a predicted model, not a curated record.
ACACUAUACAGUUGAUAAUUCAAUAUACUUUAUUUUUGACAAAACAUCCCAUGCUUUGGAUGUGACGGCACAGUUGAUUAAUGUGACUACUGAAAACAAGCAAAGAAAUUUAACUAACAUACUAAAACACUGUCCUAAAGUAUAAUUAAAUACUAAAAAUUUGCACUAAAAUGUUGUUUAUUUCCCCCAAAUAAAGUAUUAUGUGUACCCUUUUUUUCCACCUUAAACAAUAAUAUGUUUCAGUUGUGACUGUUACAGUAGUGAUCCCAACAACGUAAUUACUAAAGAAAAGAACCAUACUUGAAAUAUGCUCUGCAUUUAACCCAUCCAAGAGGACACACACAGACCCGGAGGGGUUCAGCGCCUUGCUCAAGGGUCUCCCCUCAGUAGUGGUAUUGAAGGUGGAGAGAAUACUGAUUAUUAACUCCCCCCACCUGCAAUACCUGCUGCACUAGGUAUUCGAAACUGUGACCUUCGGAUUUCAGGUCCAUCCCCUCUGUCUGCUCUAAAUACAUUCGAAAAUUGCACAGGAUUUUGAAUGGAUGGUAUGCACAUUGGGACAGACAUAAAAUAUCACAUUUCGUCACGUCACUUGCAUACCCUCUUUCUGAAGCAGUAUGUCCUCUUUCUGGAAUGCUAAUAUACUGCAUACUUGUCUGUGCGCAGCGCAGUACGUACUGUGGCACGCAAGCUAGCUGUGCAUGUGUGCUGGAGGGAGGGGGAUGGGUCAUUGAGUUCAUUCGCACUACAGCAAAUCCGCUGUGUCUCUCUUGCUCGCACUCACUUCUGGAAUAUGUGUCAGAUGGAUGGCGAGGCGAAAAACAAGAGCUUUUAAAACAUGGUGCAUACGGUACGCGCCUUCGCGCUUAGCUUGACCUUUCAUCAGGACAAAGGAAGUCGAUGAGCUUCUCCUGCCGUUUCCAGGUCAGCCGAGGAGACUCGCCGGUGCUCGAUAAGCGGAAUAAUACCGAGCGAAGCGAUGAAGCGCCGUGAAUGAUUAUGGCCGAUAGUCACCGAAGGGGCACGGACAGAGGCAGAGGCAGGAUGACAUCAGGAUACUCGCAGCAGUACGCUAGCGGCAAAGCGUCAGACAUACAGGAGCUGGCGUCCAAGCGAGUGGACAUCCAGAAGAAGCGCUUCUAUUUGGACGUGAAGCAGAGCACCCGCGGACGCUUCCUAAAGAUUGCCGAGGUGUGGAUCGGCCGAGGCCGGCACGAUAACAUCCGCAAGAGCAAGCUCACCCUUUCCAUGUCCAUGGCGCCCGAUUUGCGCUACUGCCUGGGUGACUUCAUCGAUUAUUACGCACACAUCGGGCUCCGAGGAUCAUGCCAGGCGCCGGCGGAGGCGCAGAGCAACGGCCAGGGACGUGCACCGGAGCCCCGCCGGAGAGCAGCGGAUCCGGCGGCGUCCCCCAGCGGCUCGGCCGCGUCCGAGGAGCAGACGCACCGCGUGCUGAAGAGCGAGUUCAUCGAGCGCGAUAACAGGAAGUACUACCUGGACCUGAAGGAAAAUCAGCGCGGCCGGUUCCUGCGUAUCCGGCAGACCGUCAACCGCGGACACGGCGGCAUGGGCUACUACGGCCAGGGCAUCGAGCAGACCAUCGUGCUGCCGGCGCAGGGCCUGAUCGAGUUCAGAGACGCCCUGUCGCAGUUAAUCGACGACUACGGCGACGACGAGCCCUGCGCGCGGAACCACGACGCGUCGCCCGAGCUGCCCGAGGCGGCGUCGUUCCGGGUCGACAACAAGCGCUUUUACUUUGACGUGGGCUCGAACCGCUUUGGCGUCUUCCUGAAAAUCAGCGAGGUCCGGCAGCCCUACCGGAACACGAUCACCGUCCCGCUGAAAGCCUGGGCGCGCUUUGGCGAGAACUUCAUGCGGUACGAGGAGGAGAUGCGACAUAUCUUCAGCUGUCAUAAAGAGAAACGGACAGAGGCGGAGGAGCAGGAGGAUUGACACACGCUGCCGCUUCAGAUGAUGACGAUGCUUCUGGUUUUAGUUGUACCUCCAGCCUCCUGCUGUACUUACCGUACACUUUACCGGGUGGCCCGUCCCGUUGAAGCCCACUACUGUUUAUUUCAAUCUAGACAGAAUCCUAGCGGCUCUGCUGGUGUUGCUCUGUGUGUGUGUGUGUGUGUGUGUGUGUGUGAGCGUGAGCGAGAGCGCGAGAUCGAGCGGGCGUGCGUUAGGAUUUGAUGUUAUUGCAUCCAUUACUUUUUCCCAGGCUUAACGUGUAUGAGGCUGCUGUGCAAUUUCACAAAGUUGGGAAUCAAGGUUUUAUCAAGCACUUAGAGAAUACUUGAUUAGUCCGCUUUAGUUUUAAUGUAUUCAAAUAGAAAUUUGUGGAACAUUGCUUAAAAAAAUUAAGCAACAUUACUCAAAAACUUCAGCGUAUCAUCAGUCUUUAACUAUUUAUUUUGAUGGUUCCACAACAUGCAACAAACGGACUAUACGAAACUUUGUAUGUCAACUACUUCUACUAACCCUAACCUAAAGUUGUCUAAAGGCCAUGUCGAAAUUACGAGAUGACGAGACGUGACAUUAUACUUUAUUUAAAUUAUGUGUUUCAACAUUAUCAAUGCCAAAGCCCUCAUUUGCUCUUGAAUGCGUUAUUGCAACUUGUAAACCCUGAGUUAUGGCUUGGUCUAGGGCUGGGCCAUAUAUCGCACGGUAUAUUCAUGUGCAUCUCAUCUGUAAAACAGGUUCUUCGAUUAGCUGUAAAUCUGGAACGGCGGUUAAUACACAGACCAUAGAUCACCGACAAGCUCCGCGAUAUCGCAUUCAGUUUCACGGGUGAUUAAUUUGCGACACUAAACACAAUAUUGCGUAGUUUGUCUGUGAGUUACAGCUAAUCGAAGAACCAGACUUACUGACAAGAACAUAUUUUUGUAAUAUAUCGCAUUAUAUAUUGCAUACGCAUAUCAUGCGAUAUAUUGCCCAGCUCUAGCUCGGAUCAGUGACGGUUGUACCACGUGACUUACCCCAAGUUCAUUUAGGCGCAGCUUCCGAGUCAGACACUACUGAAGGCUAUGAGUAAAAUGUUGUCAUCUUGGAAUUACGGUAAUUACAACAUGGCGAAUGCAGAUAGAAUGCAGCAGUCUAUCUAAUCAAGAGAACUACAAUGUUUUGGCAUUGCACAAAUAGUAUGUUCACCAUUAUAAAUUAGAAACCAAAAAGUGCAUUAAUAUUUACAUUAUUUAAAUGAAUUAAUACAUACAAUGUCUGGCCUGAUACCUAACGUGCUGCUUGAACUGUAAGGCUGAUGAUACAUACUACUUUUUGAGCAAUUUUGCUUGGCAACUUUAUUGCUUGGGCACUUUACUAUUGAGAAUGGGUUUAUAUUUGUCUCAUCUGGUUGCCCGUUGAUGCCAACAUUUCUCAAAAAGUUGCCCAGUCUGUCAUCAUCCUAAAGCAUCAAAUAUAUGACAUUGUGCAGCCAUGCUUUAGCAUAAAGGAAUGGGCGCACUUAGAUUAGCUUUUUUUCUUUUUAAGUUUUAAAUGUGGCUUUAAAUAAUAGUUUUUAUUGAAAUUCUUGAUAGGUGUGCAAUAUUGAAUUUUUCCUUUGUCAGUGGGUUUAAACGAGAACUGCGCAGAAGCAAAGUGGACUUGUUUUAAAAUAACAGAAUUUAGUUUAGAUUGUUUGCAGGGUUAUAUCGUCCUGCAUGAAAUGUUGAAAAUAAUCGUCAUACUGGAUUUACACAGACAUAAAAAUGUAUAAAUGCAUUUGACAUGGUGUCAUUCCUAUAAAAACAGUAGCUGUUUAAAAUGACAUAUGAUACGAAUAUUUUACUGCAUAACUAAGAGGUAAUCAUUUGUUUUUAAAUAGUCUUCAAAAAAAAAUAACAAGCAAUUUGCAGCAUCCCCAGAUGUCCUUCACCCCAAAUUCAUUGGAUUGUGGGAAAUGUUUUUUUGGCAUACAGUUUUAAAAUCUACACUGAAGUCGUGCGUACUAUGCACAGUAUGCAUUUUGCAUACUGAAUUUCAUUCAAAUAAAACUUAAGUAGAACUGUAUUACUAUGAAAAUAAAGAAUAUAUUAACUAGUUGCCUUUUACCUGGGGUUGUAGCAUUUAGAGGCAUGGACAUACGUUGUUUUCUCGUUAAAACACAACUAAUGAGUAUUUCCAGUUUAGGUCUGGCUCAAGUUGGCUUCUGUUUAUUUGUACUGUGAUUACUGUCCAGUUGACGGGAAAAGCAAUUAAUUUCGGCACUUCUUUUUCUCUGUGUGUGUGUGUGAGAGUGAGUAUUUAUGUUUCAGAAGAAUAUAACUAAAUUAUGGGUACAUUCUGUGGGUUAGUGUUGAGAUGCUUAUCUAUAACAGACACCUCCUACAGGAAGCACUUUAUUCAAACAGCACUUUGAGAUGCUUCAUCUACUUUACCACUGCAAAGAGAACCUUCAUUUGUGCCCCAUAUGAAAAGAGUGACAAUCAUGCUCCCAAACGAACACCUCAGCCUUUCAGAAGUGCAUUCAUCUGUUUGCCCUGUGCGCUUCUUGGUUCUUUUUGAUCAGAUUUGGUUGCAAUGUGUCAUUUCAAAAGUGUGAUUAGCAUAUCACUGACACAGAGGAUUGAGUCUGUGAUUGUAUCGUAUUGUAUUGUCUGCACACAAAUUUCUUACAAUAAGGGCUGCUAGAGGAUGUACUAGCAUUGGGUCAUAAUGAGUAGAAUGGAGAUUUCCUGUACUCGGAAGGUAGAAAGGGUGAAAAAGGUAGUAUUCUUUUUUUCUUCCAAAGGCGUCAGAAUAUUUAGAAAGUUACCUUUGUAUGGCAGCAACUGGUUGUCCUCUUUCACCUAAAAAGCAGUAUGUGUGUAAAGCUGGUGCAAAAUUAAUGAACCAUGUGCACUUUAAGAAUUUGAGUACAGGUUUGUUCCCAACAAAGAAAUGAGUAGAAAUAUGCUUGUUUUAUGUGUAAGUGCAAUGCAUGACCAGAAGAGAGCAGUGUUCGUAUAAUGUUUUUCUCGCUUUAUGUAUAGGUGGUAUACAGAUAUUGCUAUUGUACACAAUUUAUUGCCCUAAUGAAACGGUGUAUUUAAUUUUAAAAGAGUUAUUUGGAAGACUGAUGUCUAUUUUCCUGUAGUGUUAGAGGAAACAGCUAUGUCAAUUUCUAAGGCCAUCUCAAAAUGCGAUUAUAUUGCAGCUACUCUAAACACUUGAAUUCAUGAAAUUGGACUGUUAUGCAUAACAUGUACUGAAGUCGCAGUUUUCAACCCAUAGGCCUUAAAAUCAUUACAUUGUGGUUGUAAUGAUUGACUUUAGGGUUACGAAUUGUCGUUCCAGCGUAGUUUGCCUUCGUCUCCAAAAUGUUUUGUACGCAUGAUGUUAGAAAACAAAAGAACCGGGAAAUGGUGGUUUUUGAAUUUCAAAUUUUCAAAGUGACCUCAUGAAUAAAACGAACAAUAACACAAAGCAAAACAGAAAACUCUUUCAGUUCGGGAAACCUCAAAAUAUAACACUUCUGUAUAUGUUCUUGAUAGUGGUGUGGGUAAUGUGACGUUCUCAAAAAAGAAAAAAGAAAGGUUCACAAACUUUCUUGAGUUGUUCCUUUUUAUCUUUGUGUUGACCAUCUGCAGUUGGAUUUAAGACGUGUCAAUGUUUGUUAAAUGAUUUUAAAAGAUGGCAAAAUUUAAAAAUGUUUUUGGUGUAUCUUUAGAUAAUGUAAUGUAAUGUGUCCUCCUGUAGAGCCUUCAAAUAUUAUACAACUCAAAAACAAGAAAGAAAUGGUUCUGUCUAGUAGCGCUUUUUUUCAUGUGAGUACUGUAUUAGUUUCUGUUUAACAUGUAUGGUGCAGUAUGAAUAUUCCUGAUUUGCCUUGUAAUAUUUUAAAAAGGUUGAAAUAUGUAGGAUACAUAUCUGAUGAAAUACAAAGUUUUAAAUUUGACUUCGUGCAUGCCAACAGUAGGGUCCUGACAAAUUUCAAAUAUAUAUGAAAAAAUGGUGCUAUAUGAGAACAUAUAAAGGUGCUGAACUGGACCCUAGUUGCAUGUUUGUUGAAUGACAAUGGAAACAGUUGAGCAAACCCGAGGCCUUUCGGUCUCGAGAUUGAAGACAAGAUGCCCUUUCUCAAUGCGAGCGGUUUUGCGUAACUGUAAAUCAUGCACACUUCUGUUUGUGCAGUUGUGUGUGUGUGUGAGAGUGUGUGUGUGUGUGUGUGUGUGUGUGGAGGCUCCCUGCUCACAAGUCUGGCAUAAAUUUUCCAGUUAAGGUUGCUUUGAGCAGGAUGGCAUAAGAAAAGUGCACAAGCUGCAAAAACUGUCAGACGUGCAAUCAGGGAGCAACCCAUCCGCCAUGGCUGAUACUCAGUCUUUACACAGCACAUUAUAAAACUGGUAGGUGAGAACUUGAAUAGGUAGACGUCUCAUGGUGGAAAUCCUCACCAAAGUACAUGCUGAAAUGUGUGAUGCUUAUUUACAGUUACCCAUUAUUUGUGUGUAAAAGUUCCACAGACAAUCUAAUAAAGUACAACUUUUUUUAUGUUUAAAA